GGGAAAAUGAUUUCUUAAAAAAGAGGAGUGACCCGGUCUACCGGAGCGUACGGUGCCGAUCCCGUCGCCGCCGCUACCCCUCAAUCGCGAGCAACUUCUUCCGGAUUCGCACCAAGCUCUCCACAAUUCUAUCGCUAUGCUGCGGAAGGCCGUCGUCGCCUUCAUCGCCUGCACCGCCUUCUUCCUCGCCUUCUCUGCCUACUCCCGUCGCCAGGGCGUUGCAGAGGUUCAAUUACCAGCAGUUACUCACAGGGUCUACCUAGAUGUAGAAAUUGAUGGCCAACACAUAGGUAGAAUUGUUAUUGGUCUCUAUGGGGAGGUCGUUCCAAAAACAGUUGAAAACUUUAGGGCUCUUUGUACAGGUGAAAAAGGUGUCGGGUCCAAUGGCAAACCUCUUCACUAUAAGGGAACACCAUUCCAUCGUAUUAUCCCUGGCUUCAUGAUUCAGGGCGGUGACAUAGUUAGAGGCGACGGUAAAGGGAGUGAGUCUAUAUAUGGAGGCAUCUUCCCAGAUGAGAAUUUCACUGUAAAACAUACACAUCCAGGGGUUGUUGCUAUGGCGAAUUCUGGACUUGAUUCUAAUGGAUCUCAGUUUUACAUAACUACUAUCAAGACAAGCUGGUUGGAUGGGGAGCAUGUUGUCUUCGGCAGGGUGAUCCAAGGAAUGGAUACCGUGUACGCCAUAGAAGGGGGCGCUGGGACUUACAAUGGCAAGCCAAGGAAGAAGGCGGUGAUCACCGACGCUGGUGAGAUACCCAAGGAGAAAUGGGGUGAUCAGGAAGCGUAGGGUGUUUUCUACUUCUUGUCACCUUCAAAUCAGGUAGCCAUGUACUUCUUUUUUCCUUGACCUCCAUGGUGUGCCACGGUUCAGCAAGACUUCCGGAAUGUUGUAUAUCGUAGCUAGCUUAUGGCCAGUCGAAUUGACUCUGAUCCCUUGAGUUGUGAUGUGGAGACGCAUACAUCUGAAAAAUCUUUAGGCCAUGUUCGGUUAGGGUGGAGUGAAGGGGAUUAAGUUUCCUUCCAUUCAAAUUUGAAUUUAAAUUUCAAU
Zea mays is the source of this 1048-nucleotide messenger RNA. Its product is annotated as putative peptidyl-prolyl cis-trans isomerase family protein. The record is from RefSeq and is marked provisional. Gene Ontology annotation, biological process: protein peptidyl-prolyl isomerization; protein folding. Gene Ontology annotation, cellular component: intracellular membrane-bounded organelle; cytoplasm. Lineage: Eukaryota; Viridiplantae; Streptophyta; Magnoliopsida; Poales; Poaceae. Gene Ontology annotation, molecular function: peptidyl-prolyl cis-trans isomerase activity; cyclosporin A binding. The coding region runs from base 137 to 787 and encodes 216 amino acids. The transcript has 7 exons.